GGCUGUGAUUGAGCUGAGCCACUUCAGUUGUAGACUGUCGAGGGAUAAGGUUGGAGCUGUGACAGGAACACAUCCAACCCAAACAAUUCCUGAGAACUUAAAUGAUGCCGAGGUCUUUCCUUAUAAAAAAGAAACAUGGAGUAUGCGGCGCAUGGCAGUGGAAAGAGCCAGAACAACACAGCUGGAGAGAGGAUAACACAGCAGCAAGAGCUGUUACUGCUGAGCAGUUGUCCUUCAGCCACAGCACCCAGCAGCCUCCCACCAAGCCUCAGCCUGCCACCAGCUCAGGAUGCGAGGCAGCACCACGUGUUCUAGUACCAGUACCAGUCACUGGACCAGGAGAACAAGGGGUCAACACUCAUCCACCAUGGUCCAAAAGGAUGUUUCAGGGCUCCUUCUGCCAUCCUGGCGCCUUGGCUCUGGCCAGCAGAGCAAAGCCCCGGCCCCGCACCUCCUCCGUCUCAGGUGAUUUCGGCUGCUCUGUGUGCCAUAAAGUGUUCCCCCUGCAGCGGAUGCUGACCCGUCACCUGAAGUGUCACAGCCUGGUGAAAAGACAUCCGUGUCGAUUCUGCGGUAAAGGAUUCAACGACACCUUCGACCUGAAGAGGCAUAUGAGGACACAUACAGGUAUUCGUCCCUACAAGUGUGAGUUGUGUGAGAAAGCUUUCACUCAGAGAUGCUCUCUGGAGUCCCACAUGAGGAAGAUCCAUGGUGUCCACCAGCAGUACGCCUACCGACAGAGACGCUCCAAAAUUUUUGUCUGUGAGGACUGUGGUUACACCUCCAGCCGCCCUGAUGAGUACUUCCUCCACAUGAGGCAGCGCCACCCCAGUAGUCCCGCCCUCCGCAGGUACUACCGCCGCCAGGCCCACGACAACAGCAGCUUCACUCAAGCGGAUCCGAAACUCAACCCCUACCUGUUGUACUCAGCCCCCACAUACUACAUGUAGCACUUCUGCUGAUGCUGAUGCUGAGAUGAUGAGUGCAGACACUCCACAACCAAUUCAGAAAUAACACUGUUUUAAUAGAAUAUUUGAAUGUUUAACAAUCAGACCAUCUGAGUUUUGUGACUGUGUUUAUGAUAGUUUACUUUGGAAUAAUGCAUGUCGGCACUAAUGACACCCAUCUAUGCCAGUCGGAAGUCACUAAAAUUAAGAUUGUGUCGGUGUGUAACUACGCCAAAACCAUGCCGCUGGUUGGACAACCAGGUGGCUACGGUGGUGUUCAGAAAAUGACGUGGCCUUUAUUGACAAUUGGAAGACGUUUUGGGGAAAGCCCGGUCUGAUUAGAAGAGACGGCAUUCAUCCCACCCGGGCAGCUCUUAUUUCUAAAAAUCUGGCCAAUACUGUUGGACAAUCCCCCUGACAUUCCAGGGUCCAGCCUUCCAUCUGUUUCUGAUUCACUGUGUAUUUUGGGGUGUUGUUGCAACGUGAUUUUUAGUGCUUCUGGAACACUAGAGCAUUGGUCCAGGCCUCCAUCUAAUCCGCUGGUUCAAGUCUCCAUGUAGUACAGUAUUUAUACAUAUACUUACAAUAACUUUGUAUCUAUCUACACCACUGAUCCAGGUCUCCAUCUAGUGUACUGGUCCAGGGGCCUCAUGUACAAAGAGUGCGUGGAUUUCAACGUGAAUCUGUGCGUGGAAUUCUUGCAUACGCAAAAAAAAUUCAGAUUCUCAAAACUGUAUGUACGCCCAAAUCCACGCACGUUUCUUUGAACAUCACAAUCAUCAUAUUCCGAUACUCAUCCGCUGCAGAAAUAAAGACAAGCUGUACCAACGUGAGUAUCAAGGUGCAAACGUGCGAAAUAAAGAACAAAGUCGAUGUAACUCGGAGUGUUGCAUCCGCAGGAGGAGAGAUUCCAUCAGCGGAGACACACUUUCUAGAAUCCUGUAGCACCUGCAGCCAACUGGAUAUCAGACUCUGAAAAUCGCUUAAACAUCCAAUAAAUACUUUAUUCAUAUAUUCCUGAGUCACAUCAGUUCGCACGAACCAAACUUUUAAUGACAUUUUAGUUUUAUUUUGAAAU
Messenger RNA from Cololabis saira (Pacific saury), 2025 nucleotides. RefSeq lists its product as uncharacterized. Gene Ontology annotation, molecular function: RNA polymerase II cis-regulatory region sequence-specific DNA binding; DNA-binding transcription factor activity, RNA polymerase II-specific. The transcript has 4 exons. NCBI's taxonomy places the organism in Eukaryota, Metazoa, Chordata, Actinopteri, Beloniformes, Belonidae. Gene Ontology annotation, biological process: regulation of transcription by RNA polymerase II; epidermal cell differentiation. Gene Ontology annotation, cellular component: nucleus. Bases 102 to 950 code for a protein of 282 amino acids. The record is from RefSeq and is a predicted model, not a curated record.